GUGUGAAGUAGAAUUAGUUUUUGCUGGUGACCAGAAAAUGUACAAAUCGACAAACACCUAGUUUGUGUAAGACUAAGAGCAAUUAAAUGAGAGAAGAGGUAUUGGAUUGCAGAUUUCUUUCACGAUGCGUCUGACGUUCAACGAUAUCUCGUUGAGUAAGGAGAUUGGAUGCCACGGUGGUGGGUGCUUUUCUUAAUGCUGAGAUGGAUGUCUAUCAGGGCUUCGGCAGACUUCGGAACAGCUAAAGAGUACUUAAGAGAAGCCAUCGCUAUCGCCGAGCGACUUGAAGAUCCUGUUGCCGUGGCAGAUCGCCAUGGGGACUUGGGAACCACUUUUCGGUCGGAGGGGCGGUUCACCGAUGCCCUUACCCAUCAGAAAAAACAGUUUGUGUUUGCAAAACAAAGAGGUCCAGACGGACAUGCAACAGAUAGACGACACUCAUGUCCUCUUCAACAUUUUCAAUGCGGCUACCAUCAACCACAUCGUUGUCUUCCUGACCGGGACCGGAGCGAUUCCAGAGGGAAUGGGCGGGGCCAUCUACUUCAGUUGGCCGUCACCGGAGGGCGAAAUGGUCUGGAUGUUUCUCGGUUUCAUCACCAACGAAAAGCCAAGUGCCAUUUUUAAAGUAGUCGGCUUGAAGAAAGGAAGUUCUACAAACAACUCAUUCAUGCAGUCUAUGCCUGUACAGCAGCCGAUGAAAACGAUGUCACAGAUUGGAAUCUCUGUGGAACCCCUUCACGUUAUCCAGCAUCAGAUACCAGCAGAAACUACCCAGACGUCGACUUUGACCAGCUUCUCAGAGUUCUCCAUGAAGAUGUUGGAGAACUUCUACGACUACGCCUCGUCGUUCGAAAUAAACCAGUCGCAGAUGACACCCCAGCCAAACAUCAGCUGGAUCCCCAUGACGGUCCUAGAUAAAUGGUUUCAGAACUUCAAGAAUAAAAUGGCGCAGGAUCAGAACUUUUGGAGGAAGUAACUGUACUUGUGUAAUUUUUGUAUUUUAACAAUUUUAAGAUUUGGGUACUUUUUGUAACACAAAACAUAAUGUCCACAGA
Asterias rubens (European starfish) is the source of this 1055-nucleotide messenger RNA. Its product is annotated as protein Hikeshi-like. The coding region runs from base 314 to 976 and encodes 220 amino acids. The record is from RefSeq and is a predicted model, not a curated record. Gene Ontology annotation, molecular function: nuclear import signal receptor activity; Hsp70 protein binding. Lineage: Eukaryota; Metazoa; Echinodermata; Asteroidea; Forcipulatida; Asteriidae. Gene Ontology annotation, biological process: protein import into nucleus. The transcript has 6 exons. Gene Ontology annotation, cellular component: cytosol; nucleus.